CCCAUUUUCCGGGGUGCCACACCCCCCUCCCACGGGCCGACGUUACCUUUUGUUUCCUUCUUUUGGGUUCCCUCUUCCGCUACCGGAAUCAUAAAAUCUGAUGAAUCUUCUAUUGUCAUACCUCAACUACAAUGGAUCUGACUCGACUGCCACUACACUCGCCGUAGGACUAUAAAACCGAAGGCCUACCUCCUCUCGUUGUUCAGCCAUCCCAUGUCUGCCUCCACUCCUUCACCUCAAUCUUCAUCUCUAAGUGACGACUUUCCACGCACCCCGCAGCCUUCCCGUCCGACUUCGUCCCUAUUAUAUGCUCACGCCUCUCCACAAGCUGUCUUCAGUAGCCCCGAAAUCUGUAGUGAACCCCAGACUUCUUCUGCCGCCCAGAUCAUAGGAUCGGACGUCGCUUUCGAUGAAGAGUCUGAAUGUGACGAUGUUCCAGUGGACCAGUUCCUUCCUACGACGCCCGCGGUGCAGACUAUUGGCCGGACCGGUUUUAGUCGGACAACCAUUUUCCUGAAAGUCGUUUUGAUGCAUCUAUACGCAGCUCGGUGCAUGCUGACUCUCACCCAAAACUGCCUCCAAAUGGCACAUGUUAUUCCUGUUAGUGCUCCAGCUAACUUUCUCUGGUUUUUGGAACGUGUAUUUGGCGAUAAACCGGACACCUUAAAUAGACACUCCUCGAGGAAUAUUUGGCUCUUGGAUGCAUCGAUGCACUAUAGCAUCGAUAAAGGUUUGAUCAAACUGGUUCCAGCGAAAAACAUUGUGGAGAAAAUCCUGGACUUUACGAGACUCAUAUAUGAGGUUCGUAUUCGCCGACUUGAGCAUGAACAUAACGUCAAGAUUAUUGAACUCCCGGGUCGUGAUCUUAAAGUAUUCUACCCGGAUGAACACGAUUGGGAUGCAGUUGGCAACGAUGAAAUUCGAAAGGAGAGGAAAUCUUAUUUGGAUUCACUUAUUGAAGCAAAAACAAAAAUCCACAGAACCACAGUUUUCCCCCCUGGCUUGUACCCGUAUCAUGUCAUUGGAAUACGCUGUCACGACCAAUAUACAUUCCCUCGCCAGAUAGUCGAUCUCAAUAGUCCACCACCUUCCAGACCUACAACCGGUGACGACCAGAUACUUUUCGAAAUUCCACUCAAAGUUCCGGAUGAAAUGUUGCAAAAGCCACAGGUCGACACCUUUGGACGAGCAAAGACUUCUCCUCUCCUCCGAGGCAUCAAGGAUAAGAAGGGAGAGUUUGAGAUCAUUGAUCCGCUCGAGUAUGACGAAAGCAGGGUGUUCCUUCUUGGACAGGAUCCCUGCCUUGUCCUAGCUAACAUCGGGGAAUUUCUUCAUGUUAUUCAAAAGCAGCACGAGGAAGAUUUUGAGAUAUCCGAGCUUAUUGCUGAUAAUGUCUAUCGAAAACAUCUACGUCUGACCCUGGACACUUACCUGGAGUGGAAAUCUGAUGACCGGAGGAUUCAGGCCCUCAAACGUACCCUGGAAGAGCGGGCUAAAGCUCAGGCAUUUGGUGAUCGGUCUCGGAACCCUGCACAGUCCACAUCCACACACUCGCACAAUCUGCGCCCAAGAAAGAAGAAAAACAAAGGGAUUGCCAGGGCUGCCAAGGGCUUGAUGGCCAUUGCUUCAACUCGUACCGGGUCUGACUCGCGCUCUACCCUUGAAAUCAAUCCUGGGAUCCAAGGACCCAGCGAAGGCGAACAUUCUUCACCGUCUGUUCGUGCCAGUUCAAUGCGUCAGAAGUCUCGACGUGGGGGAAGUCAACGAGGUGGGCGCAACACUGUUAGGCGUGGAGGAACUUCGAGUCAGGGUGGGCACGCUUGAGGCUGUAGAUGGAGCAGGUCCUAGGUAUUCCAAGC
Marasmius oreades (fairy-ring Marasmius) is the source of this 1859-nucleotide messenger RNA. RefSeq lists its product as uncharacterized. The coding region runs from base 214 to 1824 and encodes 536 amino acids. The record is from RefSeq and is a predicted model, not a curated record. The transcript is spliced from 7 exons. Lineage: Eukaryota; Fungi; Basidiomycota; Agaricomycetes; Agaricales; Marasmiaceae.